CGCCCGCUGCCGGCGCCGCUCGCUCGCACUCGGUCGCGCCGCGGGGCAGGCAUGGGAGCCGCGCGCGCCCUCCCGGCGCCCACACCUGUCUGAGCGGCGCAGCGAGCCGCGGCCCCGGCGGGCUGCUCGGCGCGAGUGGUGCUCAGCAUGGCGGGGAUUCCAGGGCUCCUCUUCCUCCUCCUCCUCCUCCUCCUCUGUGCUGUCGGGCAGGUGAGCCCCUCUGGCGCCCACUGGAAACCCACUUGGCCUGCUUAUCGCCUCCCGGUGGUCUUGCCCCAGUCCACCCUCCACUUAGGUAAGCCAGACUUUGGGGCCGAAGCCAAAUUGGAAGUGUCCUCCUCAUGCGGACCCCAGUGUCAUAAGGGCACCCCGCUGCCCACCUAUGAAGAGGCCAAGCAGUACCUAUCCUAUGAGACGCUCUAUGCCAACGGCAGCCGCACCGAGACGCAGGUGGGCAUUUAUGUCCUCAGUGGUGGCAGUGGGGGGCAAGAGUCUUCGCGAAAGGCUCGGAGGAAGCGGCAGAUCUAUGGCUACGACAGCAGAUUCAGCAUUUUUGGGAAGGACUUCUUGCUCAACUACCCCUUCUCGACCUCAGUGAAGUUAUCCACAGGCUGCACGGGCACCCUGGUGGCAGAGAGGCAUGUCCUUACCGCUGCCCAUUGCAUUCACGAUGGGAAGACCUACGUGAAAGGAACCCAGAAACUUCGAGUGGGCUUCCUGAAGCCCAAGUUUAAAGAUGGUGGUCGAGGGGCCAACAGCUCCAGCUCUGCCAUUCCGGAGAAGAUGAAGUUUCAGUGGAUCCGGGUGAAACGCACCCACGUGCCCAAGGGUUGGAUCAAAGGCAACGCCAAUGACAUUGGUAUGGAUUAUGACUAUGCCCUUCUAGAACUCAAAAAGCCCCACAAGAGAAAGUUCAUGAAGAUCGGCGUGAGCCCUCCCGCCAAGCAGCUGCCAGGGGGCCGAAUCCACUUCUCUGGUUAUGACAAUGACCGACCAGGCAACUUGGUAUACCGCUUCUGUGAUGUCAAGGAUGAGACCUAUGACCUGCUCUACCAGCAGUGUGAUGCCCAGCCCGGGGCCAGCGGCUCUGGAGUCUACGUGAGGAUGUGGAAGAGGCAGCAGCAGAAGUGGGAGCGAAAAAUCAUUGGCAUCUUUUCAGGGCACCAGUGGGUAGACAUGAAUGGCUCUCCACAGGAUUUCAACGUGGCUGUUAGAAUCACCCCUCUCAAAUAUGCCCAGAUUUGCUAUUGGAUUAAAGGGAACUACCUGGAUUGUAGGGAGGGGUGACACGGUGUUCCUUCCUGGCAGCACUUAAUGGUCUUCAUCUACGUAUCUUAGGAGAGGCCAAAUGUUGUCAUUGGGAUGUGUGUGUGUGUGUGUGUGUGUGUGUGUGUGGUGUGGUGUGUGGACUGUGUCAUAUUAUCUUUUACCUGAUUUUUUAAAGUUGCAAGAUGAUUGGCUUUAUUAUUUGAAAACUGGUUUGUGUAUCAUCUAUCAUUUCAGGAGUUUAAAGGCAUACUUUUGCAUAGAAAUUUUAAAAAGACCAUACUGAUGUUUGGGAUAAUAGAGAAUAUUUAGCAAGAAAGUUAAUCCUUCAAUUUUUGAGAACUUUGAUUUUUAUUUCAUCUGAACUUUUGUGUCCAAGGUUUAUAUUAAAUAUGUGGCAUAUGGGAGAUAUAAAUUCUUAAAUUCUUAUGUGUGUAUAUAUGUGUGUUUUCUCUUGAGAUUCAUUUUAGGGUUUUUUUUUAAAUUCCUAAUCACUAACAUUUCCAUGUUCCCCACCGCAUACAACUUUUAGGAACCUUCACAAUACUUCAACAGGCAGGUAUGAUAUUUUGGAUUUGGAGGCAUUUGCACAGUAGUCCUCGAUAAAUGAAAUAAUUUGUUGACUAUAUUGCUACACGUAUUAAACUAUAUCUUACACUAAGUCAGUAUCCGAAGCUGCUUUCAGUUUUGAAAUGGUUUCUUUCCCAAAGGUGGUUGCUCUAUUUUUGAGGAAGGCGCGGCAUACGGCCCUGUCAGCUUUGUGACUCAUCGGAGUAGGCAAGAGUAUUUAUGCCAAUCCCUCCAUUUAACGGGAUUUUACUCACGUUUCUUGAACUAGCUAUUUUCCAGGAGACAAUAAUCAGGGCCUAAUGGGAGCAAGCUAUAUCACUUCCCAGCUAACAAUUGUGGUCACACUAAAAACAAUCAUUUCAUUUUACCCCUGAAGUAGAGCACAUCUCAUGUUUUAUCAUCUGGAUGGAGUGAUUUAAAAUGAAUUAAAUUCCAGAGAACAAUGGACGCAUUGCUUGGCAGAUGUCACAACAGAAUAACCACUUGUUUGGAGCCUGGCACAGUCACACAACCUAAUCAAAAUUAUUCUACGGAGUUUGCAGUGCACUUUCAGGGAGCCGCAUACUGGUGUAAUUUGGAAACUUUUCUCUUUCACUUUACUUAUAUUUUAUAGUAAAAAUAUUUGGAUGGUGCUUUAAGAAAAACCAAGAGGACUUUUUUUCCACUAGCUUUAAAAGGGCCUCUUUUACUGGGAUACUUUAGGCUACAGGCACGUAUAAUCAACUACAGUAAUAAAAAUGGAAAUUGAGAGAAUGCAGAGUGGAUCAGAAUCUUUACUCCAGCAAAUGUCUUUAGGAAUGUUUUAUCAAUAUGAUAAUCAGAGUUUAUAAAGAAAAGACUUUGACUUAUUUUAUGUUUUCAUCUUAUGCUUCUUGGCCUGAGCGGAGCGUGUCUUCCUAAAUAUAUCAAUUGGGGAGUGGGGGGUGGAGAGCAAAUGGAUUACAGGGCAGAUGUUUGCUGGGCUUGUGCCCUUAGGUGAUACCAGCCUGAAUUGGGACUAUCUGUGAGGACAUUCAGAUAUGGCACUGAAGCUUUAGUUUUUUCUGGGUGGCUUUUGACUUGUU
Messenger RNA from Nyctereutes procyonoides (raccoon dog), 2900 nucleotides. RefSeq names its product serine protease 23 (gene PRSS23). Gene Ontology annotation, molecular function: serine-type endopeptidase activity. NCBI's taxonomy places the organism in Eukaryota, Metazoa, Chordata, Mammalia, Carnivora, Canidae. The record is from RefSeq and is a predicted model, not a curated record. Bases 148 to 1287 code for a protein of 379 amino acids. Gene Ontology annotation, biological process: proteolysis. The transcript has 2 exons.